AUGACAAGAGCAGUUGGUAUUGAUUUGGGUACUACAUACUCCUGUGUUGCACACUUCCAAAAUGACCGUGUUGAGAUCAUUGCCAAUGAUCAAGGUAACAGAACUACCCCAUCUUAUGUUGCAUUCACCGAUACUGAAAGAUUGAUUGGUGAUUCUGCUAAGAACCAAGCCGCUAUCAACCCAAGAAAUACCGUUUUUGACGCUAAGCGUCUAAUCGGUAGAAAAUUCGAAGAUCCAGAAGUGGUGAAUGACGCUAAGCAUUUCCCAUUUCAAGUGAUUGAAAAGGAUGGUAAGCCACACAUCAAGGUUGAAUACAAGGGUGAGGAAAAGACCUUCACUCCAGAAGAGAUUUCUUCUAUGGUUCUAGGUAAAAUGAAGGAAACCGCUGAAAACUAUUUGGGUGGUGAAGUCAAGGAUGCUGUGGUUACUGUCCCAGCAUACUUCAAUGAUUCUCAAAGACAAGCUACUAAGGAUGCUGGUGUUAUCGCUGGUAUGAACGUCUUGCGUAUCAUCAACGAACCAACCGCAGCCGCUAUUGCUUACGGUUUGGACAAGAAACAUGUUGGAGAACAGAACAUUUUGAUCUUCGACUUGGGUGGUGGUACAUUCGAUGUUUCUUUGUUGACUAUCGAUGAAGGUAUCUUCGAAGUGAAAGCCACUGCUGGUGACACUCACUUGGGUGGUGAAGAUUUCGACAACAGAUUGGUCAACCACUUGGCCAACGAAUUCAAGAGAAAGAACAAGAAGGAUCUGAUGGGUAACCAGAGAUCUUUGAGAAGAUUGAGAACCGCAGCUGAAAGAGCCAAGAGGGCUUUGUCCUCUGCAACUCAAACUUCUGUGGAAAUCGAUUCCUUGUACGAAGGUAUCGACUUCUACACUUCUGUGACCAGAGCUAGAUUUGAAGAAUUAUGUGCCGACAUGUUCAGAUCUACUAUGGAUCCAGUCGAAAAGGUUUUGACGGAUGCAAAGGUUGACAAGUCUCAAGUCCACGAGAUUGUUCUUGUUGGUGGUUCUACUAGAAUUCCAAGAAUCCAAAAAUUGAUCACUGGAUUCUUCAACGGUAAGGAACCAAGCAAGUCUAUCAACCCAGAUGAAGCCGUUGCUUACGGUGCUGCUGUCCAAGCUGCUAUCUUGACUGGUGACGAAUCUUCCAAGACUCAAGACUUGUUGCUAUUGGAUGUUGCACCAUUGUCAUUGGGUAUUGAGACCGCUGGUGGUAUCAUGACUAAGUUGAUUCCUAGAAACUCUACUAUUCCAACAAAGAAGUCUGAAACCUUCUCUACAUACUCUGAUAACCAACCAGGUGUGUUGAUUCAAGUGUAUGAGGGUGAAAGAACAAAGACUAAAGACAACAACUUGUUGGGUAAAUUCGAGUUGACUGGUAUUCCUCCUGCACCAAGAGGUGUUCCACAAAUCGAAGUUACCUUCGAUGUGGACGCUAACGGUAUCUUGAACGUUUCUGCCAAUGAAAAGGGUACUGGUAAGACUAACAAGAUCACCAUCACUAACGAUAAGGGUAGAUUAUCCAAGGAAGAUAUCGAAAGGAUGGUGUCUGAAGCUGAAAAAUACAAGGCAGAUGAUGAGAAGGAAGCAAACCGUGUUCAAGCAAAGAACCAACUAGAAUCGUAUGCCUUCAGUUUAAGAGGCUCUGCUAGCGAAGCCAACUUCAAAGAAAAGGUUGGUGCUGAGGAAGCUUCCAAGGUUGAGAAUGCUGCUAAAGAGACCAUCGACUGGCUCGACUCCUCCCAAUCAGCAUCUCAAGAUGAGUACGAAGACAAGCAAAAGGAAUUGGAAGGUAUUGCCAACCCAAUUAUGUCCAAGUUCUAUGGUGCAGGUGGUGCUCCUGGUGGCGCUGAAGCUCCAGGCGGCGGUGCUGCUCCAGGCGGUGAUGCUGGUGCCGGUGGUGAAGGUCCAACCGUCGAGGAAGUCGAUUAG
Zygosaccharomyces rouxii is the source of this 1935-nucleotide messenger RNA. Its product is annotated as Hsp70 family ATPase SSA3. Gene Ontology annotation, cellular component: plasma membrane; cytoplasm; nucleus. Lineage: Eukaryota; Fungi; Ascomycota; Saccharomycetes; Saccharomycetales; Saccharomycetaceae. The coding region runs from base 1 to 1935 and encodes 644 amino acids. Gene Ontology annotation, molecular function: ATP hydrolysis activity; misfolded protein binding; heat shock protein binding. Gene Ontology annotation, biological process: vesicle-mediated transport; cellular response to unfolded protein; protein refolding. The record is from RefSeq and is a predicted model, not a curated record. The transcript has a single exon.